This is a messenger RNA of Ascochyta rabiei, 1539 nucleotides long. RefSeq names its product Cysteine desulfurase. The transcript has 3 exons. NCBI's taxonomy places the organism in Eukaryota, Fungi, Ascomycota, Dothideomycetes, Pleosporales, Didymellaceae. Bases 1 to 1539 code for a protein of 512 amino acids. Gene Ontology annotation, biological process: [2Fe-2S] cluster assembly. Gene Ontology annotation, molecular function: cysteine desulfurase activity; pyridoxal phosphate binding. Gene Ontology annotation, cellular component: cytosol; nucleus; mitochondrion. The record is from RefSeq and is a predicted model, not a curated record.
AUGCCGCACAUCACCACCAUGCCGCACAUGGCCCCCACGAUGGCGAGGCAGGCCCUGCGCAUUGCCUCGAGGAGAUACCCAACGUCGACGUUCGCCCGCACAUCGCUCCGCCCCGCUGCGAGCAGCCGCAGCUAUGUGUCCGAGACCAAGUCCAACAGCGCCUCGAUCAACAUCGACACGACGAUCCAGGCCGAGAAGAAGGCCUUCCUCAACCAGACGGGAGAGCGCGCAGCGGAGGCGACCAUGCCAACGACGGGCCUGUCCGCCGACGCCAUGAUGAGCCCGACUGCUGGCAUCCUGAAGCAAGCCACCGUCAUGGACCAGGGGUCGCGGCCCAUCUACCUGGACAUGCAAGCCACCACCCCCAUGGACCCUCGCGUCGUCGACGCCCAGCUGCCCUUUAUGACGGGCCUGUACGGCAACCCGCACUCGCGCACGCACGCCUACGGAUGGGAGACGGACAAGGCCGUCGAAGAUGCCCGCGCGCACAUUGCCAACCUCAUCGGCGCCGACCCCAAGGAGAUCAUCUUCACCAGCGGCGCCACGGAGAGCAACAACAUGAGCAUCAAGGGCGUAGCCCGCUUCUUCAAGCGCUCGGGCAAGAAGAACCACAUCAUCACCGCACAGACCGAGCACAAGUGCGUGCUCGACAGCUGCAGGCAUCUGCAGGACGAGGGCUUCUCCGUCACCUACCUGCCCGUCCAGAGCAACGGCCUGGUCGACUUGGCGCAGCUGGAGGCGGCCAUGCGCCCAGAGACGAUGCUGGUCAGCAUCAUGACCGUCAACAACGAGAUCGGCGUAGUGCAGCCCAUGGAGGAGAUUGGCAAGCUGUGCAGGUCCAAGAAGAUCUUCUUCCACACCGACGCCGCGCAGGCCGUGGGCAAGAUUCCCCUGGACGUCAACAAGAUGAACGUCGACCUGAUGUCCAUCUCCGGACACAAGAUCUACGGGCCAAAGGGAGUGGGUGCUUGCUACGUACGGAGAAGGCCUAGGGUCAGACUCGACCCCAUCAUCAGCGGAGGUGGACAGGAGCGAGGCCUGCGAAGUGGCACCCUGGCACCACCGCUUGCGAUUGGGUUCGGCGAGGCGGCGCGCAUUUGCAAAGAGGAGAUGGAGUACGACAGCAAGCGCAUCACAGCACUGUCGAACCGGCUGCUCGAGGGCCUGCUCGCUAUGGAGCACACGACAUUGAACGGCGACCGCGAACGACAUUACCCUGGCUGUGUCAACGUGUCUUUUGCUUACGUCGAGGGCGAGUCUCUGCUCAUGGCGCUCAAGGACAUUGCGCUCUCCUCGGGCAGUGCUUGCACAUCGGCGUCGCUCGAGCCCAGCUACGUUCUCCGUGCUCUGGGUAGCAGCGACGAGAGUGCGCACAGCAGCAUCCGCUUUGGAAUCGGACGAUUCACCACGGAUGCUGAGAUUGACUACGUGCUGAAGGCGGUCAAGGAGCGUGUCUCGUUCUUGCGCGAGCUCAGUCCGCUGUGGGAGUUGGUGCAGGAGGGCGUGGACCUGAACACGAUUGAGUGGAGCCAGCACUGA